Messenger RNA from Macrobrachium nipponense, 1189 nucleotides. RefSeq names its product leucine-rich PPR motif-containing protein, mitochondrial-like. The transcript is spliced from 6 exons. Gene Ontology annotation, molecular function: protein binding; mRNA 3'-UTR binding. The record is from RefSeq and is a predicted model, not a curated record. Lineage: Eukaryota; Metazoa; Arthropoda; Malacostraca; Decapoda; Palaemonidae. Gene Ontology annotation, cellular component: mitochondrion; nucleus. Gene Ontology annotation, biological process: regulation of mitochondrial translation. Bases 185 to 1189 code for a protein of 334 amino acids.
AUUAGUCAUUACAAUACAUUUACUAAGAGUCUACAUUGAAAAUGGACAUGAAUUUUCACCCAUCGAAUUUUUAUCCGCCCUUGAAAAGGCUGGCAUUGAACCAAAUAGAGUUACAUACCAACGACUGAUAUUGCGAUACUGUCAACUAGGUGACAUAGAAGGUGCUAGUAAAAUUUUGGAGUUUAUGAAAGAAAAGGAAUUACCUGUCAAUGAAUAUGUGUUUAACUCCCUGAUCAUUGGUCAUGCACGAUCCAAUGACAUGGAAAGUGCCCAUGGUGUCCUGGGUGUGAUGAAAACUUCUGGACUGACUCCAAGUGCAGAAACUUAUAUGAAUUUAAUGGUUGGCUAUGCUGAAAAGGGUGAUAUGGAAAGCCUAGAAAAAGUCGUAAAGGAAUGUGAAUCAUCAGAUAUUUCGUUGCAGAAUCGUGAAUACAUGGAAGUUAUUUAUGCUUUGGCUUCCAAGGGUCACAGUCAGCAUGUAUCUGUAUUCAUUGAAAAACUGGAAAAGGUCUUUGGAUACCAACAAGAUGCAAUGAACCUGAUUUAUCGCCUGAUUAAUGCAGGCUGCGAUGAAGUUGCUUACCAGAUGUUUGAAACCAUGCCAGUACCUCAAAAUCAUGAGGGGGAAAUUGCUCCUGUCGGAACUUUCUUUUUAAGACAACUCAUUAGGUCUGGCUUGUAUUCAGUUGUUACUAUAGUUCAGUACUGUCAGAAAAUGAAGAGAGAAGGGUUGAACCUGUACGCAAUGGAGAGAUGCCUGCAAUUCGCUCUCUCAAUGGGAAGGCCAGAACUGGCAUUGCCUCUCAUGCGAGUGAUUGUGGAAGAUGGAGGCACUGUGAGGUCACACUAUUUUUGGCCAGUUUUUGUACAAUGCUCAAAUGAAGGAGAUAAGGAAAAACUGUACAGAACAGUUUCAGAAAUGUUAGCAUUAGAGGUCCCUGUGAGCCUUGAAACUUGCCGUGAGUAUAUCAUGCCCUCACUUUUGGAGAAGGAUAAGGAUGAAGAGCCGGUUAUCCUGAGACUUAAAGAAAGUGGAUUGAGUGUUGGUUCUAUCAUUAAUGGAUCUGUUGCAUAUUACCUAGGAGAUAAUGACAUAGUGUCUGCAGCCCAUUUGUGUAAGUAUCUUACUGUUUACUUUAACGCAAAAUAUAUUAGGCAUUUAAUAUUCAAGAGCAAGGAACAAGAAUAA